This is a messenger RNA of Microplitis demolitor, 1768 nucleotides long. It is a transcript of the gene Ank-n5, whose product is annotated as viral ankyrin-3. The record is from RefSeq and is marked provisional. Lineage: Eukaryota; Metazoa; Arthropoda; Insecta; Hymenoptera; Braconidae. Gene Ontology annotation, molecular function: protein binding. The transcript has a single exon. Bases 948 to 1439 code for a protein of 163 amino acids.
CCGCAAAAGCGGAAAAAUGGAUGGUUAGUAAAAAAUAAUAAUUUACGAAUGGCAUUUUUCUAAAAAUACUUGAGGAUAAAUAAUAUACUGCUGUCGCGAUAGUUCAGCUGCGAAAUAUUACAUUUGAAAACAUUCCAUGAUAUGAAGGAACUAAAGGGGGCGUUUACAUGCAACGGUACGAAUCCGCUAUUCUAUUUAAGUUUAAGUGCUGGGUCUCUAAAUGAUAUUUAGGGACGACUCAUUCCAAAGGCAUAGGAGAUUCUGAAAUGGUAACCAAGAUUAGCAUGGGAAUACAAGAGUUUUCUGGUACUUUUUAUUUAUGACUAAUAUUGCUCAAGGUAUAAUUGCCUUUUGAUAUACAGUCGAAUUGAUAGGUACUCAAUCGGUUUACAUCUAAAAUCAUACUUAUCAUAUCGUAUGAGGAUAUACUAAUGGUACAGCCAGGGUUAUUUCUCGGCUAUAAAAUGUUUGAAGCUAUAUAAGGUAGCAAAGAUAAGAUAACCGGUAAUGUUGCUAAUCUAAAUGCUGUUCUUUAUCCCUCCUUACGAGCAGAUAAUUACAGCAAGCUAUAGUACAAAUUGUACCUUAUCAAAUAUAUUUUAGGAAUAAAAUAUAUUAAACAGUCUCAAUUAGUUUAGUCAAAUUCUUAGGUGUAGAACACUGUAAAUUGUAUUAUGUAUCCACUUAUAUUAAUUAUAUUAUCCGUUAUUUCACAAGUAAAGUACAUACUUUGUUAUCGUUCUCCAAACAUGAAUCAGCAACCGAUAACCUAUGACCUAUAAAAAUCGGGAAAGCUCACAUUCCGAGUUCGUGAACAGAUAGUGUUAUCACAAUACAUUAAACAUUUAGGAGGUUCCGGUAGAGUAUAUAGAUAGGCAGGCCGAAUAAAAUACACCACUUCGGGAAUACGUUUCAUUCGAGAUAGAAUCGUAAGCCACUACUAAACGAUGGAGCGUGCAGAUAAUUCAAAUCUUGAAAUGCUGCUUGAGACAGAUUGGCAGCUACAUCAGGUGUAUACUGGAGAGAACAUUUUUUUCGUUAUCGCAAAAUUGGGAUGGUUGAAGACACUGCAUACACUCAACGUGCUUAUAGAUGAAGAAAUCAAGCCAUGGCUGCAACAGCGAAACAAGCUUGGCGAUACUUGUAUUCACGUUGCCGCGUUGGCGAAUAGAGGGAAGCAAGCAAUACAGUUGAUAGAAAAGUUAGUGGAAUAUGGAGCAAAUCUAAAUACAAGAAGAAAUUGUAAUGGUGAUACUGUACUUGACAUAGCAGUGAAGAACAAAGAUCAUGAACUCACUGUGUGGUUAUGGAAGCAGCCAAGCAUCAAUUUACAAACAGAAAAAUUCUUCCACUACGUUAUGGACCAAAUGAAAUUAAAAGAAAGUCAGGAAAAUAAAAUGGAGAUACUCGAAGCUUAUAUGAUGCAAUUGUUCAAGUAGUUAACGACAACGAAGACAGUGAUUUAGAAUAUUAACCUACAUUCUAUCAAUUAAAUUGUGUAGACAUAAGUGGUAUAUGUACAUGUCAGAAAUAGCAUAAGCGUGUUUAUCGAUAAGAAAUAAAUUUCAAAUAUAGAUAAUGUAGCCUUAGUUCGUAGGUUUAGAAUAACUUGUAUGUGGAUUUGUGUAUAACUGGUUUAAAAAGAUUUAACAGCAACUAUAAUGUAAGUAAAAAUCUAACUAUUUUAACCAUAGCUUAAUAAUAUCUACUUCUCAAUUUUCAUGUUUGUUUUUGACCAGAGUAGUUAAUCACAUCCGAUAUGGACGAA